Odocoileus virginianus texanus is the source of this 2351-nucleotide messenger RNA. The record is from RefSeq and is a predicted model, not a curated record. NCBI's taxonomy places the organism in Eukaryota, Metazoa, Chordata, Mammalia, Artiodactyla, Cervidae.
CCCUGGGCAGGGGCAGCUCCAUCUUGGGCCUAGAAAUGUAUUUCAGCAGCACAUGAUCCCUGUCUGCAGACAAUGCUUGGUACACCUAUGGAUUCAUGGACCCCCUGCCUUUAUUCGAGUCCUUGGAGCUGUGUGAUUCCCAGGUUGGGAACCACUGUUGGGUAAAAGAAAAAAAAAGGCAAGAAGCGUGCAUUCAGCUAACCUGGGAGGGAAUCCAUGGCCCUUUCCCAUUAGCACAUACCAGGAAUGUGUGGGUACCCGUUCCCAUUAGCACAUGCCAGGAAUGCGUAGGCUGGGGUGGCUGCAGGGUCCACGGUACUGUGGCCUGUCUCCUAGGGAUCUCCCCAGUGCCCUCUGCGAAGGACGUGGGCGAGGACUUGGGAAUAGGAUCCCGGCUGCAGUGGAGCACAGAGGGGAGCCCCCAGGAGUGUUUCUGACCUUGUUUCUGUCUCCUUAUCUGACCUGACUUCCUGGCAGUGACAUUUACCAGAUGGAGAAGGACAUCGCCUUAGAGCAGGAGAGGAACGCUCGCUACCGACCUCCCAAAAUCUUAGAGCCCACAGCCUUCCAGGAACCCCCACCCAAGCCCAGCCGGCCCAAGUACAGACCCCCUCCACAAACCAACCUUCUGGCACCCAAGCUGCAGUUCCAGGUCCCCGAGGGUCUGUGUGCCAGCUCACCCACGCUCACCAGCCCUAUGGAGUAUCCAUCUCCCGUAAACUCGCUGCACACCCCACCUCUCCACCGGCACAAUGUCUUCAAGCGCCACAGCAUGCGGGAGGAGGACUUCGUCCGCCCCAGCAGCCGGGAGGAGGCCCAGCAGCUGUGGGAGGCCGAGAGGCUCAAGAUGCGGCAACUCCUGGACAAGCAGCAGAAGCAGAUGGUGGAAGAUUACCAGUGGCUGAGGCAGGAGGAGAAAGCCCUGGACCCCAUGGUUUACAUGAACGACAAGUCCCCGCUGACCCCAGAGAAGGAGGCCGGCUACAGUAAGUCGGAGUUCACAGCCCCCCCACAGAAACCGCCACGGCUCGGCGCACAGUCCAUCCAGCCCACAGCCAACCUGGAUCGGACCGACGACCUGGUGUACCUCAACGUCAUGGAGCUGGUGCGGGCCGUGCUGGAUCUCAAGAAUGAGCUCUGCCAGCUGCCUCCCGAGGGCUACGUGGUGGUAGUGAAGAACGUGGGCUUGACCCUGCGGAAGCUCAUCGGCAGUGUGGAUGACCUCCUGCCUUCCUUGCCGUCGUCCUCACGGACGGAGAUCGAGGGGACCCAGAAACUGCUCAACAAGGACCUGGCAGAGCUCAUCAAUAAGAUGCGACUGGCCCAGCAGAAUGCCGUGACUUCCCUGAGUGAGGAGUGCAAGCGGCAGAUGCUCACCGCCUCCCACACGCUGGCCGUGGACGCCAAGAACCUGCUGGACGCCGUGGACCAAGCCAAGGUCCUGGCCAACCUGGCCCGCCCGCUGGCAGAGUGAAGAGGGCGGCGCCCCCCGCCCGCGUCUCCGCCCCGCCCGCCCGUUCCUCCCGGCCCCUGCCUCGCCUUCGGUCCGUGGGCCCACUUGGGGAGGGAAGGCCGAGGGGGGUCCUUCUUCCCUUGCCGUUUUGCACGUCGCCUCUCCCCACCCUACUCCCAGACUGUGCUGCCCAGGCCGCAGCUGGACAGAGGGGACUCAGGGCCGCAGGAUACCGGGGGGUGACAGAGAGGCUCAGACGGAGCGCGGCUGCUGCCCGCCGGCAACUCCUGCCUGGCCCAAGGAGGUCACGCGGCAGAUCCUUGUGGCCCCGAUGGCUUUACGCAGGGACAGGGCAGGCCGAUUGGGGAACCAAGCUAGUCCUUCUCCCUCCUCUGCCCACGGAGGUCCCCUCCCCUAGCCCCGUGCACAGAGGGAGGCGCCGAGAGGGGUUUUCAGUGGGGAGGCCGGCGGCUGGUGCCGUGAGGCAUGGACCUGGCCUUCUUGUACAGUGUAUAUUGGAAUUUAUUUAAUGUGAGUCCGGUCUGGACCGACAGCCGUGGGCCCCAGUGAGAGGCGGAGCGGGGCCUGGGAUGGUCAAGGGACAAGCUAUUGGGAGUUGGCGCCCAGGAGGCUGUGUCCUCCUCACGCAGAGAGGGGAGGAGGGGAAAAACAAGGCCAAACUGGACCUGGACGCCUUCGCAUUCCUCACCCCCUUGCUUUUCUUCCCUCCCUGGCCCCUUCCUUCUCUUCUUUCUUACUGUCUUUUCUUACUUAUCUUUGCUCUCCCUUUCUCUCAUCCACGCCCUCUCUCCCUCCCUCUCUUGUGUAUGUGCAGAACACUCUUUUACCUCCUUUAUAUUUGACUUGUGGAUGAAAUAAAAUUGUACCAUUUGCUUUG